UUGGAUGAAGUAUCCAUGUUGGAGAGGCAUGAGAGAUGGAUGGCUCACCAUGGACGCACUUAUAAGGAUAAUGCAGAGAAAAAAAUGCGUUUCAAGCUUUUCAAGCGCAAUGUAGAGUUAAUUGAGUCUUCCAACCGUGAUGGGAAUCGGCCUUAUAAGCUAAGUGUCAAUCAAUUUGCUGAUCAAAGUAAUGAAGAAUUCCAGGCUUCUUACAAUGGAUAUAAAAGGCUCUCCAAUCGGCCUAGAUCAUCUCAAGGGGCACCAUUUAGGUAUAACAAUGUGACUAUUGUGCCAUCUAGAAUUGAUUGGAGAAAGAAAGGAGCUGUUACCCCUGUAAAGGACCAAGGAACAUGUGGAUGUUGCUGGGCAUUUUCUGCGGUUGCAGCCAUGGAGGGGAUCACCUACAUCAAAACCGGAAAGUCAGUCUCCCUUUCAGAGCAAGAACUAGUUGAUUGUGACACUAAAGGUGAUAACGAAGGUUGUGAAGGUGGUCUAAUGGAUGAUGCCUUUAAAUUUAUCAUCCACAACAGAGGCCUUACAACUGAAGGAAAAUAUCCCUACAAGGGAGAUGAUGGAAUUUGCAACAAGAACAAAAUAGCAUCCCAUGCAGCCAAGAUCACAGGGUAUGAACAUGUUCCUGCCAACAACGAGAAGGCAUUGCUCAAGGCAGUGGCCAAUCAACCAGUUUCUGUUGCCAUUGACGCUAGCAGUUUUGACAUUCAAUUUUACUCGAGCGGGGUCUUCAAAGGAGAAUGCGGAAUAGAAUUAGACCAUGGUGUUACCGCAGUUGGUUAUGGAACUGCAAAAGAUAGGACUAAAUAUUGGUUAGUAAAGAAUUCAUGGGGCACUGAUUGGGGUGAAGAUGGAUACAUGAGGCUGGAGAGGGGUAUUGAUGAUAGGGAAGGUCUAUGCGGCAUAGCCAUGGAGGCUUCCUAUCCCAAUGCUUGAAUCAUAGUCAGUGGUGAA
Juglans microcarpa x Juglans regia is the source of this 966-nucleotide messenger RNA. RefSeq names its product senescence-specific cysteine protease SAG39-like. Bases 16 to 948 code for a protein of 310 amino acids. Gene Ontology annotation, molecular function: cysteine-type endopeptidase activity. The transcript is spliced from 2 exons. The record is from RefSeq and is a predicted model, not a curated record. Gene Ontology annotation, cellular component: lysosome. Lineage: Eukaryota; Viridiplantae; Streptophyta; Magnoliopsida; Fagales; Juglandaceae.